Messenger RNA from Silurus meridionalis, 2234 nucleotides. It is a transcript of the gene asns, whose product is annotated as asparagine synthetase. NCBI's taxonomy places the organism in Eukaryota, Metazoa, Chordata, Actinopteri, Siluriformes, Siluridae. The record is from RefSeq and is a predicted model, not a curated record. Bases 110 to 1795 code for a protein of 561 amino acids. Gene Ontology annotation, molecular function: asparagine synthase (glutamine-hydrolyzing) activity. Gene Ontology annotation, cellular component: cytosol. The transcript is spliced from 12 exons.
CUGAGUUUCAUCAUGCGAUUUUCCAGCGUGAGACGCGUGUCUGCUACAGGCCACCGUAGUGUCUGCUUCAGGCCACCUUAGCACAGACUCAUCUCUUCCAAGAAACACAAUGUGUGGUAUUUGGGCCUUGUUUGGCAGUGAUGAGUGCCUGUCAGUUCAGUGCACCUGCGCCAUGAAGAUCGCACACAGGGGUCCGGACGCUUUCCGCUUCGAAAAUGUCAACGGCUUCACCAACUGCUGCUUCGGCUUCCACCGUUUAGCCAUCGUGGACCAGCUGUACGGGAUGCAGCCGUUACGCAUCAAGAGAUUCCCGUACCUAUGGUUGUGUUAUAACGGAGAAAUCUACAACCACCUUAGGAUGAAAAAGCACUUUGAUUUCGAGCACCAGACCAAAGUGGACGGAGAGAUCAUCCUCCACCUGUACGACCGAUUUGGCAUCGAGAAAAUGGUGUCGCUUUUGGACGGAGUGUUCGCCUUUGUGCUUCUAGACACGGCCAAUAGGAAGGUUUUUCUGGGGAGAGACACGUACGGCGUCAGGCCUUUAUUCAAGAUGCUGACUGAAGAUGGUUUCCUCGCUGUGUGUUCUGAGGCCAAAGGCCUGACCCAGAUCACCCACUCCAUGUCGACCCCUGUGAAGAUCAACCCAUUCCUACCAGGCCACUUUGAGGUGUUUGACCUGAAGCUGAACGGAAAAGUGGAGUCAGUUCAGUUUGAUCGCUUCCACCGCUGCACCGAUGAGCCCAAACACGCCGCCUACAACAACAUCGAGAACCUCGGCACAGGUUUUAGUCCAGAGACUGUAAAAAGCAACAUCAGGAUCCUGUUUGAAAACAGCGUCAGGAAGCGCCUCAUGGCCAACAGGAGGAUCGGCUGCCUCCUCUCAGGUGGCCUUGACUCCAGUCUCGUUGCUGCCACUCUCGUUAAGCUAACCAAGGAGGAGCAGCUGCAGUAUCCCAUUCAGACAUUUGCUAUCGGGUCAGAAGACAGUCCGGACGUUCUAGCUGCACGCAAGGUUGCAACCCAUAUAGGCAGCGAACACCACGAGGUGAAUUUUACCCCCGAGGAGGGAAUUCGCGCACUGGAGGAGGUUAUUUUUCACCUGGAGAGUUACGACAUCACCACAGUGCGCGCGUCAGUUGGCAUGUAUCUGAUCUCUAAAUACAUCAGAGAAAAGACAGACAGUGUGGUGAUUUUCUCUGGUGAGGGAUCUGAUGAACUCACGCAGGGCUACAUCUACUUUCAUAAGGCUCCAUCGGCCAGAGCUGGAGCAGAGGAAAGCGUGCGCCUGAUGGAGGAACUUUAUUUGUUCGACGUACUGAGAGCAGACAGGACGACGGCAGCACACGGGUUGGAGCUGAGAGUUCCUUUCCUGGACCACAGGUUUACCGCUUACUACCUCUCUCUGCCUGAUGACCUCAGGAUGCCCAAGGAUGGCGUGGAGAAGCGUCUUCUGAGGGAAUCAUUCGAAGGACUGAAUCUGAUCCCUGACGAGAUUCUGUGGAGACGUAAAGAAGCUUUCAGCGAUGGAAUAACGUCUGUGAAGAAGUCCUGGUACACCAGCUUGCAGGAACACAUCGAGUCUGAGGUGAACGACAGCGAGUUAGAGAAAGCGGCGGUUUUGUUCCCCUUCAACCCGCCCAUUACCAAAGAAGCCUUCUUCUUCCGGAAGAUCUUCGAGAAGCUUUACCCGGGACGCUCCGAGUGGACGCCUCAUUACUGGAUGCCUCGAUGGAUCAAAGCCAUCGAUCCCUCCGCCCGAACCCUCUCCAUUUACAAACCAGACAAAGAUCAGUAACUCGUUCAAUCAAGCCCCAUUCUGUUUUAAAGGUAAACACAGUGUGUAACUGUGUAAUCGUGGAUCAUCCUGUGUGCCUUUAAUAACAGUGCUAAACAUUUUAAAUAGCUUUAAUAAUUAUUUUGAAAAAAGAAUGAUAUACUUGGGGGUGUGUCGUUAUUGCAAAAUUACCAUAUUGUGAUACUGAUAUUGUGAUCCACCCUUUGCACUCAGCACACUCGCAGCGCCUCGCCUUCUUACCAGUCACCUUCACCUGUGUCCAAUCCACACCCCUUCCAUUAUACCUGCCCCCCGUUCCCACUCAAUCACCGUCCGAUCUACGGUUCAUUCUGGCAAUCAUUCUGGACUACCUGUGUUUCGGAAUAUACCCGUUUCCCAGUACAUGCUGCUUCCUAGCUUAUUUUUUUCCCAAGGCUAAUAAACAUAUUUUGGUUUCCAA